Molecule: messenger RNA, 1260 nt
Organism: Epinephelus moara (kelp grouper)
Lineage: Eukaryota; Metazoa; Chordata; Actinopteri; Perciformes; Serranidae
Product: histone-lysine N-methyltransferase PRDM9-like
Exons: 2
Coding region: 69-1172 (367 amino acids)
Cellular component (GO): nucleus
Source: RefSeq, a predicted model, not a curated record
UCCGUGAGCAGCCAGUCUCGUGUCAGCCCGUCAGGAGCAGAGCGGAGAUCUCUCUGUCAGCCGCGGAAAUGUUCAAAACAGAGAAACUAAAAGCUUUGGUGAAUGAGCGACUGAAAGCCGCCGCCGAGGAAAUAUUCAGCCUCUUUGAAACAACUCUUAAAGACUACGAGGAGAUAGUUUUACGGUCACAGCAGGAGGUGGACCAGCAGCGGAGGAGGCUGACCGGGUGGAGAGGCCCCCUGCAGCUCUCUGUCCAGGAAGAGGACGCUCCCUCUGAGCAGGAUCCCUGUGAGAAGAAGACUGACCUGUGUGAGGAUGACCAGGAGCCUCCACAGAUUAAAGAAGAGCAGGAGGAGGCACCGUGGACCGCUCAGACAGGUGAAAAGCAGCAGGAGGGAGCUGAUACCAAAGACUCUAUGUUCAGUAUAAUUUACGUGCAAAGGAAUGAAGAAGAAGGCAGACAGCUCCCACAUCUAAACCAGAAGGUUGAGGAUAGGGGAGACAGUCUGCCCAGCAGCUCAUGUGAACAGUUGAAAUCUGAACCUGAUAAAGAAGACUGUGGUGCGUCAGAGCCAAACAGUGACUGUCAGAUGAGCGAAGUAAGUGACGAUGAAUUGAGAGACAGGAUGACGCCACAGCAAGCCGGUGAGACAGCAGACAGACCGUACACCUGCAGCAUCUGCAACAAGAAUUUCAGGAUUAAAUCUAUUCUGACCCGCCACAUGAAGACACACACGGGAGAGAAACCCUACAGCUGCAGUGUCUGUGGUAAAAGCUUCAUCCAGCGCUCCUAUCUGCAGACUCACAUGAACUCUCACUCCGGACAGAAGCCGCACACGUGUAGCUUCUGUGGCAGAGGGUUCACACAAGUCGGAAACAUGAAUGCCCACAUACGAAUCCACACGGGAGAGAAACCUCACAGCUGCACUGACUGUGGUAAAAGUUUCAGAGAGAAGGCCGAUCUCAUCAAGCACACCAUAAUUCACACCGGUGAGAAACCUUACAUUUGCACUGUAUGUAAUAUGAAAUUUAGUGCUCAGUCUAAUUUAACGCGCCACAUGAAGACUCAUUCAGGGGAAAGGCCAUAUAGUUGCACUGCCUGUGGGAAAAGAUUCAUUCGGCGCUCACAUUUAAUUAUUCAUAUGAAGACGCACACAGGAGAGAAUCCCUAGAAUGGAGAAAUUAUAUUUGCUCUAUGGUGUUUACUUGAUAAUUUCCUAGUUAGAAUAAACUCAUAAAAUAAAAACUUUGUACAAACCA